Messenger RNA from Triplophysa dalaica, 788 nucleotides. It is a transcript of the gene oard1, whose product is annotated as O-acyl-ADP-ribose deacylase 1. The transcript has 6 exons. Bases 146 to 676 code for a protein of 176 amino acids. Gene Ontology annotation, biological process: peptidyl-glutamate ADP-deribosylation. NCBI's taxonomy places the organism in Eukaryota, Metazoa, Chordata, Actinopteri, Cypriniformes, Nemacheilidae. The record is from RefSeq and is a predicted model, not a curated record.
CGAAGCUAAACUUUAAAGGUACUAAAUGUGAAACAGAAAGCUCUGGGUUCUCCUGCUGCUUUAUUUAUAAUCAUUCAAACUAGUUCGAUCUUUUUUGAUCGUUUGUAAAGCACACAUUUAUCUUCGUUACUGUGUCUGUUCCUAAAUGUCUGAGGGCUCUAAAGGCAGAGUUAACACCGAUGAAGAUACACAAGAUCGCCCAUGCAGCUCGGGAUGGAAGCUGGAGUACAUGAGUGGAGAUUUGUUCACCUGUUCUGUCACAGACGCCCUGGCACACUGUAUCAGUGAAGACUGUCGUAUGGGAAAAGGUAUAGCUGUGCUCUUCAAGAGGAAAUUCGGUGGAGUUGAAGAGCUUCUAGCUCAGGGUAAGCAUCCAGGACAGUGUGCUGUUCUCAAAAGAUCCGGUCGGUUUGUGUAUUACCUGAUUACAAAGCAAAAGUACAACCAGAAGCCCACAUAUGACACUCUCAAAAAUAGCCUUGCGACAAUGAGAGAACACUGCUUGGCCAACAGGGUUAAGAAAAUAUGCAUGCCUCGGAUUGGCUGUGGACUCGAUAAACUGGAAUGGUCAAAAGUUUCUUCCAUUAUUACUGAAGUCUUCCAGAACACAGAUGUUUCCAUCACUGUCUAUUCAAUAGACCAAAGCAAGUCUAAAACUCGUGUUCUUAAAAAAUGAUACCCGUGGAAUUUAAAAAUUUCCCUCUAGUUUUCACUAUUUUAUUUGUCCCUUUGUUAUUUUGGGUGGGACGGUUGUAGGUAUCUAAGAAUAAACACUAAUGUAUAAUGGG